AUGAGGAAAACCUCCGAGGAUUGUCUCACUUUGUCUCCAGACUGGAAAGUAGAAGAUGAGGACAUCACACAGUAUAGUCCAGGAGAAAACCCGGCUCCCUCCAAUGUCCAUCUGGCACCACCCAGUGUAGAUGGACCAUCGGAUUCCUCGUAUCCUGAAGAACCUCAGACUGUGCGGGACCGGGCCGGCCUUCCAACAGGGAAGAGCUUCUCCUGCACUGAGUGCGGGAAGUGUUUCCGGUUUCAAUUCAAUCUUAUUGAGCAUCAAAGAUCUCACUUGGGGGAGAAGCCGUAUCCUUGUCCCGAGUGCGGGAAAUGUUUCUCAAAGAAGUCCUAUCUUUCCCUACAUCAAAGAUCUCACACUGGAGAGAAGUCACAUUUCUGCCUUGAGUGUGGGAAAUGUUUUUUUAACAAGUCCCAUCUUUCCAUACAUCAGAGAUCUCACACAGAAGAAAAUCCGUAUUAUUGUUCUGAGUGCGGGAAAUGUUUUUCCGGGAAGUUAAGUCUUUAUAGACAUCUGAAAUUGCACACAAGUGAGAAGCCGUAUUCCUGUUCUGAGUGCGGGAAAUGUUUUGUAGAAAAAUUACAACUGGUUACACAUCAAAUGUCUCACACGGGAGAGAAGCCGUAUUCCUGUCCUGAGUGCGGGAAAUGUUUUUCAGGGAAGUCCUAUCUUUAUAGACAUCAGAGAUUGCACACAGGUGAGAAACCAUAUUCUUGUCCUGAGUGCGGAAAAUGUUUUGCAAUAAAAUCAAAACUUGUCACACAUCAGAGGUAUCACACGCAGGAGAAACCAUUUUCCUGUCUCGAGUGCGGGAAAUGUUUUAAACGCAAGUCAUUACUUGUUGUGCAUGAGAGGUCUCACACGGGCGAGAAGCCGUUUUCCUGUCCUGAGUGCGGGAAAUGUUAUUCAGAUAAGACCUGUCUUCAUUAUCAUCAGAGACUGCACAAGGGUGAUAAGCCGUAUUCCUGUUCUGAGUGCGGGAAAUGUUUCUGUUUUGAAUCCAAACUUCAUGAGCAUCAAAGAUCUCACACAGGGGAAAAACCGUACGCCUGUCUUGAGUGCGGAAAAUGUUUUUCACAGAAGGGCAAUCUUUACACACAUCAAAGAUUGCACACGGGGGAGAAGCCAUACUUUUGUCCUGAGUGCGGGAAAUGUUUUUUACACAAGUCAGAUCUUCUCAGACAUCAGAAAUCUCACAAGGGGGAAAAGCCAUAUUCUUGUCCUGAGUGCGGGAAAUGUUUUUCCCAGAAGUCCCAUCUUUACACGCAUCAGAGAUCUCACAUGGGGGAGAAGCCGUAUUCGUGCCCGGAGUGUGAUCAGAGAUCUCACACAGGUGAUAAGCCAUAUUCCUGUUCUGAGUGCGGGAAAUGUUUUUCACAGAAGCCCUAUCUUUACACACAUCAGAGAUCUCACACGGGGGAGAAGCCGUAUUCCUGUCCUGAGUGCGGGAAAUGUUUUACACAGAAGUCCAAUCUUUACAGACAUCAGAGAUUGCACACGGGGGAGAAGCCACUUUCCUGUCCUGAGUGCGGGAAGGGAUUACGUUUUAAAGCCAGUCUUAAUGACCAUAAAAGUUCUCACACUGGGGAGAAGCCGUAUUCCUGUCCUGAGUGCGGGAAAUGUUUUUCAGACAAGUCCAAUCUUUGCAAACAUCAGAAAUUGCACACAGGGGAUAAGCCAUAUUCCUGUCCUGAGUGCGGAAAAUGUUUUUCAGUGAAGUCCAGUCUUUACACACAUCAGAGAUCUCACACGGGGGAGAAGCCGUAUUCUUGUACGGAGUGCGGGAAAUGUUUUUCACAGAUGUCCAAUCUUUACACACAUCAGAAAUUUCACACAGGGGAAAAGCCAUAUUCCUGUCCCGAGUGCGGGAAAUGUUUUUCACAGAAGUCCCAUCUUUACAAACAUCAGAGAUUGCACACAGGGGAAAAGCCCUAUUCCUGUGUGGACUGCGGGAAAUGUUUCCGUUUUCAAUACAAACUUAAAGAGCAUCAAAGAUCCCACACAGGGGAAAAACCGUACGCCUGUCCUGAGUGCGGGAAACGUUUUUCACAGAAGGCCAAUCUAUACACACAUCAAAGAUUGCACAUAGGAGAGAAACCAUACUCUUGUCCUGGGUGUGGGAAAUGUUUUUCACAGAAGGCUAAUCUAUAUACACAUCAAAGAUUGCACAUGGGAGAGAAGCCGUAUUCCUGUCCCGAGUGCGGGAAAUGUUUUUCAGAUAAGUCCACUCUAUGCAGACAUCAAAGAUCUCACACAGGUGAGAACCCGUAUUCCUGUCCUGAGUGCGGGAAAUGUUUUGUACAAAAAUCAGAGAUUGUCUCAAGUCAGAGGUUGCACAUCGAAGAAAAGCCAUUUUCCUGUUCUGAGUGCGGGAAAUGUUUGUCAGAAAAUUUCUAUUUUUCCCAACAUCAAAGAUCUCACACGGACGAGAAACCGUAUUCCUGUCCUGAGUGCGGGAAAUGUUUUUCACAGAAGCCCCACCUUUACAUACAUCAGAGAUCUCACACGGGGGAAAAGCCGUAUUCCUGUCCUGACUGUGGGAAAUGUUUUUCACAGAAGGCCAAUCUUUCCAGACAUCAGAGAUCUCACACGGGGGAGAAGCCGUAUUCCUGUCCUGAGUGCGGGAAAUGUUUUUCACAGAAGUCAGAACUUAUAGUGCACCAGAGAACACAUACCGGUGAGAAACCAUUUUCAUGCCCUGAGUGUGGGAAAUGUUUCUCACAAAAUGACAACUUGAAUACCCACAUGAAACUGCACACUGGAGAAAAGCCAUUUUCCUGUACGGAGUGCGGGAAAUCCUUCAGUCGGAAUAGUGACCUUGUUGCACACCAGAGAAGUCACACUGGGGAGAGGCCCUUUUCCUGCUCCCAAUGCCAGAAAGCCUUCACAGUAAAAUCAGAACUUAUCAUCCACCAGAGAAGUCACACCGGUGAGAUGCCGUUUCCAUGCCCAGAGUGCGGGAAGGGUUUCACACGACACGGGAACCUAACUAAUCACAUGAAAACACACACUGGAGAGAAGCCGUUCUCCUGUCCAGAGUGCAGGAAAUCCUUCAGCCGGAAAAGGGCACUCACCAAACACAUGAGAACCCACACAGGGGAGAAGCCGUAUUCCUGUUCAGAGUGCGGGAAACGCUUCAUCCAGAGAGGCAAUCUUACCGUACACCAGAGAAUUCACACUGGGGAGAGGCCCUAUUCAUGCCCCCAGUGCCUGAAAUCAUUCAUCAUAAAGUCAGAUCUUGUCAUACACCUGAGAAGUCACACCGGCGAGAAGCCGUUUUCAUGUCCAGAGUGCGGAAAAUGUUUCUCACAAAAAAAACGCUUAAAUAGCCACAUGAGAACACACACUGGUGAAAAGCCAUUCUCCUGUCCGGAGUGCGGGAAAUCUUUCAGUCAGAAAAAUGAACUUGCAGUACACCUGAGCAGUCACACAGGUGAAUAUCCUUUUUCCUGUUCAGAGUGUGGGAAAGGUUUCACAGAGAAAGGAAAACUUUGCAUACACCAGAGAAUUCACACGGGUGAGCGGCCUUUUUCAUGUUCAGAGUGCGGGAAGAGUUUCACACAGAAAGGAAAACUUCAUAGACACCAGAGGAUUCACACAGGUGAGCGACCUUACACCUGUUCGGAGUGUGGGAAAAGUUACCUACAGAAUACACAUCUUCUUGAACACCUAAGAACGCACACAGGGGAACGCCCCUUUUCUUGUUCAGAGUGCGGGAAGUGCUUCAUACGGAAAAAUGAACUUGUUAUACACUGGAGCAGUCACACGAGGGAGCGUCCUUUUUCAUGCCCAGAGUGUGGGAAAUGUUACAAGAGUAGAAAAAACCUUCAUGCACACCGGAAAAGACACGCUGGCAAGGGUUCUCAUUCCUGA
This is a messenger RNA of Staurois parvus, 3876 nucleotides long. Lineage: Eukaryota; Metazoa; Chordata; Amphibia; Anura; Ranidae. The record is from the annotation of a GenBank genome assembly.